Molecule: messenger RNA, 1584 nt
Organism: Trichoderma aggressivum f. europaeum
Lineage: Eukaryota; Fungi; Ascomycota; Sordariomycetes; Hypocreales; Hypocreaceae
Exons: 2
Coding region: 1-1584 (527 amino acids)
Biological process (GO): tRNA processing
Molecular function (GO): tRNA dihydrouridine synthase activity; flavin adenine dinucleotide binding
Source: RefSeq, a predicted model, not a curated record
AUGACGGCGACAGAGGCGGCCAAGGGAGCCGAAAACCCCAAGAAGCUCCAUGGGCGGGCGUUUUACGAGAGCAUUGGGAGUCCCAAGUUUAUCGUGGCUCCCAUGGUGGACCAAUCCGAGUUUGCCUGGCGAAUGCUCACACGAUCUUUCUUGCUGCCCUCGGAGCAGUCCAAGUUGCUGGCUUACACGCCCAUGCUUCACGCCCGACUCUUCUCCCAAGACGAAAAAUACCGAAAAGCGCAUUACCAGGCCGUGCGAGCGGGAUUCGACGAGCCUUGGCUGGACGGAAACCCAAAGAUUGACCGGCCUCUCUUUGUCCAGUUUUGCGCAAACGAUCCCGAGGCGCUGCUCUCUGCGGCGCAACAUGUUGUCCCAUACUGCGAUGCUGUCGACUUGAACCUUGGGUGCCCGCAGGGUAUUGCGCGCAAGGGCCACUACGGAGCGUUCCUACAGGAGGAUCAAGAUCUCAUCUUUAAGUUGAUCAACACAUUGCACAAGGAGCUCCCUAUCCCGGUCACGGCCAAAAUCCGGGUGCUGGAGACAAAAGAGAAGACUCUGGAGUAUGCAAAGAAUGUGCUGAAAGCUGGAGCUUCUAUAUUGACCGUGCAUGGACGGAGACGAGAACAAAAGGGGCACCUCACUGGAGUUGCCGACUGGGAAACGAUUAGGUUCCUCAGAGAUAGUCUGCCGCCGGAAACUGUGCUCUUUGCGAAUGGUAAUAUCCUACAAGACGGGGAUCUACAGAAGUGUUUGGACGCGACUGGAGCGGAUGGCAUCAUGUCCGCCGAGGGAAACCUCAGCGAUCCCGGCCUGUUCGGCAAUCCCCCGCCGGCAGAAGAGAAGAGCAGGGAGUACUGGAGGGGCAAGGACGGAAAAGGUGGCUGGAGAGUUGAUGCCAUCACAAGACGAUAUCUAGACAUCCUGCACAAAUACGUCUAUGACUCGGAGCCUCCGCAGAGACGGCCGCUGUUUGUCCCAGGCGACGAUACCGCCUGGAUCACAGAGACCGAGAGCUCAGACGAGCCCGCGAAGAAGAAGAGAAAGAAGGAAGACGAUAAGAGCCUCAGCACAUCGCCCAACCUCUCGGCACUGCAGCCCCACAUGUUCCACGUCCUCAGACACUUUGUCACCAAGCACACCGAUAUCAGAGAUCAGCUGGCAAGGGCCCGCAAGGACGGCAUCGACGGCUACGAGCGGGUCCUCGCGGCCGUGGAAAAGAGAGUGGCCGAGGGCCUGCUGGAAUACGAGCAGACGGACGGUCGGAGCUUCGAAGAGGAGCUGGACAAGGUGAUUAGCGAGCGGACCCUGGAGGGCGUGCCCGAGGAGGAGAGCUCCAUCGGGACCAUCAAGAGGUGUAAGCGCCCUUGGUGGGUGGCCCAGCCGAUUAUUCGGCCGCUGCCGAGCGAGGCCCUGGCCAAGGGGGCGAUUUCUCUCAAGAAGGACAAGGCCAAGGCCAAAGACAAGCCCGACGACGACGCUAAGGCGAAGAGCGCAGAUGGGGUGGCUGAGGAUAACAAGGAGACGGAAGCACAGCAGCAGACAAAGCAGGAGAUUGCGUCCAGAGACGAGCUCGUCUCCGGAUGA